Messenger RNA from Neocloeon triangulifer, 1696 nucleotides. Its product is annotated as juvenile hormone epoxide hydrolase 1-like. Gene Ontology annotation, biological process: epoxide metabolic process. Lineage: Eukaryota; Metazoa; Arthropoda; Insecta; Ephemeroptera; Baetidae. The transcript has 7 exons. Gene Ontology annotation, molecular function: epoxide hydrolase activity. Bases 23 to 1552 code for a protein of 509 amino acids. The record is from RefSeq and is a predicted model, not a curated record.
UAGUGACAUAUUUAUAUUAUUUAUGAACCUUUUAAAGCUUUUAAAAACAAGAGCGAAUAACAUCGCAAAUCACAAGACUUUUAUUAAUUUGAAAAAAAGUAUAAAAGUUAAGUGGAAAGGGCAGUAUACCCGGUCACCGUUGCGGCGAACGGCAAAAAGAACGAUGUUUAAAAAUCUUGUGAUCGCCAUCUUCCUGGUGCUCUUAAGCAACCUAAUCUACAAAGUUUUCAUCUAUGAGCACCCAGUGCCUGACAUCGACAAAGAUGCAUAUUGGGGAGCAGGACAGCCUCGUCCGGACGACAUCUCAAUCAAACCCUUCAAAAUCCAAGUCCCUGAUUCAGCUCUGAAUGACUUGAAAACACGAUUGGAUUUGGAUAUUCGUUAUCAGAAAAGUCUUGAAGGAGUUAAUUUUGAGUAUGGCAUGAAUCCCACAACUCUCCUCGAGGUUGUCGACUUUUGGAAGAACAAAUACAACUGGAGGGAACGUGAGGCAAAACUAAACUCUUUCCCUCAAUUCCUGACUCAAGUUUCCGGCCUUCGCAUUCACUACGUCCACGCCAAACCAGAAAAAGUUCCAAGCGGAGUUCAGGUUUUGCCGCUUUUACUCCUUCACGGAUGGCCCGGCACUGUGAAAGAAUUUCACGCCCUCAUCCCGAUGCUGACCAAACCUCACGAAGAAAUCGUUUUUGAAGUGAUAGCGCCUUCUCUUCCCGGCUAUGGAUUUUCAGAGGCAGCCCACAAACAAGGCUUGAGCACGCCUGAAAUGGCCGUCAUCUUCCAAAAAUUGAUGAACCGACUUGGUUUCAAGAAAUUCUACCUGCAGGGAGGUGACUGGGGCUCUCUCAUUGCCACUGAUUUGAGCAUCCUUUAUCCCGAACGUGUUUUGGGUCUUCAUGUGAACAUGUGCGGAUCCAUGAGUCAACUGGCUACCUUCUACCAAAUUGCUGCCAGCCUCUACCCACCUUUAUUCAUGGACAAGCAGAUUUCUGACAUUUUAUAUCCAAUGUCAGACUUUUACUCAAAUCUUGCUUUGGAGACUGGCUACAUGCACAUUCAGGCUACCAAACCUGACACUAUUGGAAAUGCGUUGGCAAACACGCCUGUUGGUCUCGCAGCCUACAUAUUGGAAAAGUUCUCCACUUGGACAGACAAUAAAAACAGGAAUCUCCCUGGAGGUGGUCUCACUGAGAAAUACAAGCUGGAAGAUUUGCUCGACAACAUCAUGAUUUACUGGCUCACUGGAAACAUUGCCUCCUCAAUGCGUCUCUAUUCUGAAGUUUUCAACAAGAGACAUUACGCACAGGGAUGGGAUGACGUACCUUGCAAAGUACCAACCGUGUGCGCCCGUUUCCCCAGCGAGCUGCUCAUUCAACCUGAGUUUGUGAUUCGCCUCAAGUACCCCAAGCUUUUGCCCUCUCCCGACCCUUCGCAUCCUGACUACAUUGUUCACAGACCUCCCCGAGGUGGACACUUCGCUGCCUUUGAGGAGCCGGAGUUGCUUGCAAACAGCGUCUUCAAAGGUUUCCGCGACGUCAUCAAGCAAAACGCCUAAAAGGUAUCAAAAAAAUUCUUCAUUCCAUUAAACGGUUGUGAUCGAAAGCGACGGAAUUUAAUUCUAAAGCACAACGAUAGAUUGUUUAUUUUUGCUUAGCAAUAAAAUAUUUGGGAAUUGUCUUCUACUAAAUCAAUUUCAUCA